UGGCUGAGAACUUUUGAUGUACAUACAAAAAAUCGAGCUGUAGUGUGGUGCAAAAAUAUUGAUUAAUUAAUAUCUGUAGUAAGGCAGAUAUAUUUGUUUGUAAGAAGACAUGACCGAUCAGCGGGGGACUAGAGUGUAUGUGGGUAACUUGACUGAUAAGGUUAAAAAAGACGAUCUGGAAGGCGAGUUUACAAAGUAUGGCAAACUGAAUUCAGUUUGGAUUGCAUUCAAUCCACCCGGUUUUGCCUUUGUCGAGUUCGAGCAUCGUGACGAUGCCGAAAAGGCGUGUGACAUUUUAAACGGCUCCGAAUUGUUGGGCUCGCAAUUGCGCGUUGAAAUCUCCAAGGGGCGUCCGCGUCAGGGCCGGCGAGGUGGACCCGGCGACAGAGGACGUCGCGGCGAUGUGGGCAGACACAGUAUAACAAACAGCAGCAGCAGCAGCAGCGGCGGUGGCUACAGACAACAGCGCGGCUCGACCAGUUCCAGCAGUCGCCAUUUGGAUCGCGGCUACAGUUCAGGUCGCUCCAGCGCUGGCUAUGGCGGCACUUCCAGGGAUGGUGGCAGCAACGGAUUCAAUCGACGCGACGUCUACAGUGGAGCGCGGGAGAGCAGUCGCUACGGCGGUGGUAGCGGCUCCAACUAUGGUCGAAACAGCGGUGGACAAGGCGGACGCUAUCGGUCCCGGUCCCCGGCGAUUUAUCCUCGGAUUUAUUAAAUCAACCAACCUCAAUUUUGAAGCUGCUAAUGCAAACAAACAAGAAUAUAUUAAAAUGUCUGCGCUGAUACUGAUUCGAUCCAGUUUACCAUAAGCAAUCAUUGCUAAUAUGUACAUACUUACAUAUAUUAAACACAAAUAUUAACAUUUGGUUUCUAAUCAAUAAGGGAAUUUGAUCUUUUAAAACAUAUGUAUUUAUAUUUGCUAGGACAUCGGCUUUUGGGGAAAAAACAAACAAUCACCACACAACAACAACAAAAAAAAACAAGCAAACGAAUCAUGUACUAUUUAUUUAACUUACAAAAAUUUGCAUCAAACGAAAAUUUUGAUUUUAAAACGAUAAACAUUCAAAUUUAAGAACUAAAUUAGCCAACUAUUACAAAUAAUUAAGAUACAUAUAUAUUAAAAAAACACAGUACGGACUAAGUUUAUUGAAAACCUAGAAUACAUAAAUCUAAUAAAAUGUCAGAAUCGUAAUUUGUAUUUACGUAUUUGCUGUAGUUGGUUUCUAAAUUUACAAGGGUUUACCUAUUACUAUUGUAUAUGUUUUGGCAUUAUUUAUUUAAAUUUUACAAUAAUUGGACAGAUAUUAUAGAAACAGAUACAUAUGUAUGUGUUCAGAAACCUAAUAACUAACAAUUUAAAACACAUAGUCAUUCAUUACAUUGGAUAAUUCUCACAGGCUUACAAAAUCAUGUUGUAAAACUAAAUCGGGAAAAAGAAGUGAGUCAAGUCAAGUUAAUACAUAUGUAAUUAUGUGCAGAACUGCCGGGAGCAACUAUUCCCAAUGUAAUAGCUAUUGCCUUGGACUGGUGAAUGGUAGCUAGUCAAUUCACUAGACCACUAGUAUUUUCGGAGUAUGUAAGUGAAAAUUCAGCAAUAAUUAAAUUAUAAUAAUUAAUGAAAAACGAAUGUUAUUCACACCAGUUAUUAUUAGAAGGAACAAAUUAUUAGGAAAAAAGGUAUUUGUAUCGUCGCCAGAUUGCAAGCUGCGCUCUAUGGAAAAUAAUAGUUAAAUCUUCUACAAUUUUCAGGGCAUGGAAAUUGCAUAAUAAAAAUCAAGCAUAUUA
Drosophila grimshawi is the source of this 1785-nucleotide messenger RNA. It is a transcript of the gene Rsf1, whose product is annotated as RNA-binding protein Rsf1. The record is from RefSeq and is a predicted model, not a curated record. Gene Ontology annotation, molecular function: RNA binding. The transcript has a single exon. Gene Ontology annotation, cellular component: nuclear speck. The coding region runs from base 110 to 715 and encodes 201 amino acids. NCBI's taxonomy places the organism in Eukaryota, Metazoa, Arthropoda, Insecta, Diptera, Drosophilidae. Gene Ontology annotation, biological process: mRNA splicing, via spliceosome.